UUUUUUUGAGCAUCAGCAUCAACCAUUGUUAUUUUCUGCUAAUUUUAUUCCUACAUCAAUUCAAAAGGAGCAUUGUCUCUCCAACGGUUCGACUGGUCCAGCAGAGAAACGGAAACAACAGGGGUCAGGAGAAAAGAACUUGCAAGGAAAAAAUGAUCAGUCUGUCAAAGGUCGACCUGACAUUUCGACAGGUCAUGGUGGCCAGUAUAGUGUUGCAUGGGAUCUUGCUUGUCUAUGGUCAUUGGCAGGACACUCAUCUGGUCGUCAAAUACACCGAUAUUGACUAUGUAGUCUUCACAGACGCGUCGCGCUAUUUGACUCAGGGUCGAUCUCCCUAUACGAGAGCCACGUACAGAUACACACCUUUAUUGGCCCAUCUGUUGACACCCAAUAUAUAUGUUCAUGAAUCAUUUGGGAAAUGGAUCUUUACAGGGGCGAAUCUGUUGAUUGGAGUGCUGAUUCAAAAGAUCCUCCGACUUCGAGGCAUGUCCGAGUCAAGGGCGGUCAAGUUCAAUGCCUUGUGGUUAUUGAAUCCGAUGGUGGCGAAUAUUUCGACUCGAGGCAACGCAGAGAGUGUGAUUGGGGCCAUGGUUCUGGGAUCAUUUUAUCUGAUCAUGAAGAAACGGAUCGGAUGGGGCGCAUUCUUGUAUGGGCUGAGUGUUCAUUUCAAGACGUAUCCUAUUAUUUAUUCGAUUGCUCUGUUGGUCAUGAUGGAUGAUGACUAUUUUGCUUCAGGAUUCAACAGAUCAGGAGGGCCAUUAGGAUCGGGGGCUCAAGCUAUUGAGAAGCAACGGGAAAAACAACAACAACAACAACAACAACAACAACAACAACAACAACAACAAAAGCAACACAAGGAUGAAAACAUUGUUGUGAGGACAGUCAAAGGUCUUGUUGGCUUUAUUACUUGGCGUCGUGUACAAUUUGGGCUGUUGAGUGGCGGAUGGUUCUUCCUCAUUACAGGGCUGAUGUAUUACUUCUAUGGAUAUGAUUUUUUGUUCGAGACAUAUUUAUAUCAUAUUACGCGCAAGGACCACCGACAUAAUUUUUCAUUCUGGUUCUACAAUAUUUAUCUGACGUUCACAUCUCCAACGGGGACACUUGUGGGAGUCUUGACCUUUGUACCUCAGCUGGCACUUGUUCUGGCGAUUGGAUGUUGUUUUGGAAAGGAUAUCUUCCUUUGUGCCUUUUUGCAGACCUUUGCGUUUGUAGCCUGGAAUAAAGUCUGCACUGCUCAGUACUUUAUGUGGUACAUUGUUUUUUUGCCAUUAUUGAUUCCAUGCUUGACCUCCAAUCCUCGGAUGAGUUUGAGAUCGCAAGGUCGAAACAUGCUUAUCGCAUGGGUGGCAACACAGGGCCUUUGGCUCUCACAGGCCUAUAACCUUGAAUUCUUGGGCCUGAACACGUUUUGGAACCUCUUUUUGGCUUCAGGAAUGAUGUAUGCAGCCAACGUUUGGAUCUUGGUUGAGCUUAUCAGCGGUGCAGCCUAUGAGCCGAUCUUUGGUGAACGUGGAAUGAUUAGACAAGUGUGGACAUAAAAAUCAACUUUGGGGAGAUUCAUCCUUGAUCGGGCUGAGAGGAUGGUAGCACAAUGUUUGUCUAACCCCAGACAUGAUCUUCAAGGGAUUGAGACAACGCACGGGUUUACAUGGUCAAACGUCAGAGGUU
Molecule: messenger RNA, 1668 nt
Organism: Lobosporangium transversale
Lineage: Eukaryota; Fungi; Mortierellomycota; Mortierellomycetes; Mortierellales; Mortierellaceae
Product: GPI mannosyltransferase 1-like protein
Exons: 3
Coding region: 153-1538 (461 amino acids)
Biological process (GO): GPI anchor biosynthetic process
Cellular component (GO): membrane; glycosylphosphatidylinositol-mannosyltransferase I complex
Molecular function (GO): GPI mannosyltransferase activity; alpha-1,4-mannosyltransferase activity
Source: RefSeq, a predicted model, not a curated record